Messenger RNA from Danio aesculapii, 2325 nucleotides. It is a transcript of the gene tmem30b, whose product is annotated as transmembrane protein 30B. Gene Ontology annotation, biological process: phospholipid translocation. Lineage: Eukaryota; Metazoa; Chordata; Actinopteri; Cypriniformes; Danionidae. The coding region runs from base 138 to 1166 and encodes 342 amino acids. The transcript has 8 exons. The record is from RefSeq and is a predicted model, not a curated record. Gene Ontology annotation, cellular component: Golgi apparatus; endoplasmic reticulum; plasma membrane.
UUGGACAGGUAAAACAGGUACGAGACUGUGUGAAGGUGUGUCUCUUGUUUGUCGAUGUAACUUACGAUUUUAUAAAAGAGGGCAUCUUAAAAAAGCCAAUUUACUUACGCCGAUCUCUUUCUUGAGAGAACAGUAGGAUGAAGAAUGAGGGAGAGACGGCACAACGGCCUGACAACACAGCCUUCACACAACAAAGGCUCCCAGCAUGGCAGCCCGUGCUCUCUGCUGGCAUUGUCAUUCCUGGUUUUCUAGUCAUUGGUUUGGCCUUCAUAGGGAUCGGUGUUGGCUUGUUUCUGACCUCACAGACCAUCCAAGUGCAAGAGAUGGAUUACACAGGUGUUGCGACGGACUCGCCCUGUUUCCGCUGUUCGAUGAUAAGUAGCCAAAACUGCACCUGUGAAAUCACAUUCUCCCUCGACAAAAUGUUUACGGGUCCUGUCUUCUUUUACUAUGGCUUGUCUAAUUACUACCAGAACUUCAGGAAAUAUGGCGUGUCCUUGGACUAUUAUCAGCUCUCUGGCGAUACACAAUAUUUCACGAGUCCACAAUCUGUCUGCUCUCCAUAUAGUUAUGACUCCCAAAACAGACCCAUUGUCCCAUGUGGCGCUAUAGCAAACAGCAUGUUCAACGACACAUUUGAGCUCUACCAAAUAAUCAAUGGUACCAAAAAUCUGGUGCCAUUAGAUGGUAAAGGCAUAGCUUGGUGGACUGAUUACAACAUCAAGUACAGGAACCCUUCAUCUGUCAAUGGCUCUUUAGCAAAUGCUUUUGUUGGUACAGUGAAGCCAAUAAAUUGGCCCAAACCAGCAUAUGACCUGGAUCCCACAGACCCCAACAACAAUGGUUUUCUGAACCAGGACUUCCUCGUGUGGAUGAGGAGAGCAGCACUUCCUCAGUUCAGAAAGCUUUACCGGCGAAUCACAGAGGGCAAUUAUGCCGCGGGUCUCCCUGCUGGGAACUACUCUCUGACAGUCCAUUACAAUUACCCAGUACUGACUUUUGAUGGUCGUAAGAAGGUGGUCUUCAGUAACGUGUCUUGGAUGGGAGGGAGGAACGAUUUCUUGGGCAUUGCUUAUUUAGUGGUUGGCUCAUUAUGUGUGGUCAUGUCAAUAAUUAUGCUCAUUGUUUAUGCUAAGUUCAAAUUCUCAGAUGAUGAUGAUGCAUGAUGACCCAUAAAGAAAAAAAAAACAAGAAAGGAAAGAAACAUUGGGUGUAAUUGAUAGUUUUCAAACAACAACAAUGACACAUUAUAAAACGUCUUUUGGCAUUCACAUGCUAAAUAAUUUUAACUUCAGGCCAAUUAUUUAUUUAUUUUAAAGCAUUAUUUGUUUACUUAAAUAUAUAUGAGCAGAUGUUCUUUAGACUUGAGGAAAAACUCUAUUAUACUAAUGUUCAGAGAAAUGACUUCAAUGUGAAAUCUUCAUCUUCAUUUUAGAAUAUGAAGAUCCAGUUUGUUACCAAGAGCAAGGGUAAUUCAGGGACUGUUAGAGGUGUUUUGUAUCUGUCUACUUUUUCUAUGAUUGUCUCAGGUAUAAAUAGAUGUUUACGGAUAAAUUUUGUUUUUUUUUUCUGGACAACAAUCUACACGUAGCAAAGUCAAAAUUAUUUUUAUAUUGUAAAAUCCUCCACUACAAAGAAAUUUUUAACAGAUACGAAAUAUAGAGACAGUCUCAGGUGCCAUGUCUACUUGUCAAAUGCAUUGCUGUGUUAAGGCUUUGUGUUUGUUUAGUUGAAUAUAUUGAGAAUUAAAAUGUAUUGCAAGUUGUAUAUUUUCUGUCAUAAACUUUAAACGCUGUUUUAUAAUAUUAAAGUUUGCACAUUUUAUUUCUGUCUUAUAAUACACAAUAAGCCAUAACAGCAGCACUGUUUUUGUUGUUAGUUUAACAGAGAUGAAUGUUUUUUUAUUUCCAGGCAAUGAAAACUUUGUGCUUUUACAGUGCCAUUUGUGCUGGACAAUUAAAUGAAAGUGAAGGGCAAAUCUUGACUGCCUCAUGGAGUCUUCGUUUGCACGCAUCACUGAUAUCGAUCCCUGUUAGUGAAAGAGGUUUUAUUUGGGAGCAGUUUUCUGUGCAGGGUUUUACUUUAAUUCCACACAGUGCUGCAGUGUUUUUGAAGUUCAAUAUUUGAGGAGCAAGGAUAAAACUUCAGACUGAAUCUGCUCUAAAUGAAAUGCUUUGAUCAUAUUUUAAUAAAUAAAAAACUUUUCAUUGCCUGGGCUUGAUUUGGAAUGUAAUUUGGAUCUUAUUAAACCAUAUUUUUAGACAUUGUCUGCACAUUGGUUUUGCAAGUAAAUGAGACUUUCAAUAAAUUAAAAUUUGGGACUAA